AUGAGCUUUAAUCUAGACGCGCUUUUCCUCGAGUCGCUUGACGUGUGCGCGGAGAGUUCUCCAGCCAGUCUAUCGAGGCAGGGCUCUCAUAUCAAGGCCGGAGAGUUGCUGUGGGCGGCAGAUGCGAGCAAUGAGGAGCUGGAUGAGAAGGAGAGCGAACAGGCCCGUCUCCGGUCCAUCAUCGCGAAUCUGAGUCAACAGCGCGACUACUGGAAGGCAGAAACUGAAGAGCAAGCCAAGAUCAUUGCAGACCUGGACCAUGGAAUGACGGAGCGCGAGAAUGUCUACUUGGGCAACCAGAAUGAGAGCAAGGCUAGCAAGCUCAAGGGCGCGAACAAGAAGGUCAGGCACGCCAAGGAAGUCGCUGGGAAAGAAGAGGAAAAGGCCAAAGAAGCCGUAGGAGCCAAACAGCGCCAUCUUGCAUCUCAACGUAAGAUGAAGAAAGAACGCGACGAUGCGCUGGCGGCGUUGCAGGAACAGCAAAAGGCCAACGAAAAGCUUCGCGCAGAACUCGAGGUCGAGCAGUCCGGCGCUCCGCACAAGCGCGACGCUGCUGUCGAUGCAAACAAUACCGUGGUGGUCAUUCCUAUUCAGUUUGAAGUGCGCCGUAUCGAUAUCCAGCGCAUCAUGGCGGAGCUGGGACGAUACCAGGUGGACAUGACUGCAUAUGUCAAGACAUGGUACAAGCGAUGGUGUGGACUGAAGGAGGAUGGGCAGGUUCCCGGUGCAGGCGCUUCCGAAGAGGCCAGGAUGAAGGCCAGACUGUAUGAGGACAUGGUCGAGAAUGCGAAUGGUUGUGUGGAGACUGGGGCAGAGCACGAUGGCUGGCGCUCGAGGCGUGCUUUGGAGGCCGUCUGUCGACACGCCAAAGCCUGCUAUAAUGAGGAGGGCUAA
Molecule: messenger RNA, 894 nt
Organism: Exserohilum turcica Et28A
Lineage: Eukaryota; Fungi; Ascomycota; Dothideomycetes; Pleosporales; Pleosporaceae
Exons: 2
Coding region: 1-894 (297 amino acids)
Source: RefSeq, a predicted model, not a curated record